Messenger RNA from Paraphaeosphaeria sporulosa, 2445 nucleotides. RefSeq lists its product as uncharacterized. NCBI's taxonomy places the organism in Eukaryota, Fungi, Ascomycota, Dothideomycetes, Pleosporales, Didymosphaeriaceae. The transcript is spliced from 2 exons. The record is from RefSeq and is a predicted model, not a curated record. The coding region runs from base 214 to 2163 and encodes 649 amino acids.
GUUGUUGUGUUGUCGGAUUGUUAACGCACUGAACUGGACUAGAAGGCUGGCUGGUUCUUACGGCGCACACUACACGCACGCUCUUCUCACCUCUUCUCUUCUUUGGUAUACCAUCCUUUUGUUGUUUUUGAGAAGCACUUGCUGCCUUGACUGGUCUUGCAAGAGCGUUCGUCGAGAGAGAAGUACCUGCUAGACGGGUACGACGACACAGUAAUGUUGCAAGAGAAGAGGAAACCAUGGCUGGCCAUUGGAUGCUGUGCAUCUGCGAGGAGAGACUCUAUUGAGGAGGAAGACGGUAGAGACGCGUCGAGGGCUGUUGAAGAAUCGGGUCCGGAGAUAUGUUACGACCAACCACAGACAAGAGAGGUCCCCCGCGCCGAGCCCGUCUCACCGCCACCACGCCCAGCCACAAGUCACUCUAUGGGCAAGCAUGUAUCGCAAUGGGUGGCCACGAGUCGUGACUUCGCGUCACGUGCGUCCUCACGAGCAAGCGUGCACACGCUCACACGGCCAAGGAAGUCGCACUCAAAGGUCAGACGGCUCAGUAUAAGUGGCCCGACGGACUUCCGGCACGACAGUGGCUUCGAUGGCGCAGAAGGCAUUCAGAGUAUGAUUGACGAUGCACCGAUGCCAGUGCGGCGGCGUCGAAGUUUCAGGCCUCUGGAACUGUCGAUAUACCUCGCUGAUGGGAGACUAUCGCCGUUGCCAGAUUUCGAACACGAUGAGUGGGGCGAGAUGCCGCAGUUGCCUGCACAAGCGUUGGUUCGUAAUAUGGAUUCGCGGACGAACUCGAUCUCGUCGGAUCCUUCUACAUCAUCGUAUCUGGUGCAAAGGAAGCCUGUAGGUUCUGGGUCACGCCGGUCGAGUGUGCAGAGCUCGCACUCGGUGCAAUCAAGGCCACUGUCUGCAAGCUUGACGGCGCUACCGUUGCUGAAGGACGAGCCCAAGACUCGAGCAGAAUCGAUACGCAGUACAACGACAAGUCGGACAGGGUCAAUACGUAGUAGAACACCCAGUGAUCUCUACCGACGAGGCACACUAUCACCGCCGCGUAUCCUCUCACGUCUGCCCUCGCCUUCACGAGCUCGAUCGAACACUGCCCCUUCACGACCCGGAAGCGUUCGCAGGGCGAAGACCGAUGUCGAUGAAGCCAUCAGAGAGCUGAACACUAUUGUCGAAGAGCGCCGUGCAGAGGCAUAUCGCUCACGCAACCAGUCUCCUGCUUUGAUCAACCGACUUCCGUUGUCACCUUCGUCGCAUGUUCCGGCUAUCGCACCCUCACUGCGCAUGCACGUCCGCUCUGAGACAUUAUCAGACAUCGGGUCUGCCUUCUCAGCGCCACUGGUAGCGAAACCACUACCGCCGCCGCCUAUUCCACCGACCAAUUUCGCACGACAACCGACGAGGCUGACACUUGCUCCGCCAGCACGCACAUUCAGCGGACCCCUCGAUUCAAACCCAAUCACACCACCCACACCAACAACCCCCAUCCACCGCCUCGGCGCCUGGCUCAAGCGAUCCCUCCCAAGCACACCAUCCCUUAAGUCACCCACAUCAACCUUGGCCUCCAAGCCCGCAACGCCAAAGUCCACAGCAGCACGCUCCUUCUACCAGUGCGAGCCUGAACCCCCGCUGCCCCUCUCAUCUCGUCCUUCAACUGCAGGAUCGCGCACAAUGGUGCACACGCGCCAGACCAGCGCCGACACCGCAACCGUCACGCUGCUCUCGUCGUCGUACCCGAGCACGCCGUCGCUAUCUUCUUCUCCGCGACACUCACCACACUCCUCCAUGCACUCGCUCCGCUCCAUAAAGACGGUGUCCUCCUCCCCGCCCCGCGCGAGCCUGCCCCUGCGCCAAUCCUUGAAGGACGCACCACCCCCACCGGCACGCGUAAGCCUCCUCAAAGGCGCAGGCAAGGCACGCCGGGUGCCGGCGCCACUCACGUUGGCAAAGGAGAAAGAGAUUCUAGUUGAAGCGAGUCUGGGGUCUGCAAGAAGCGUCGCGAGUGCGCGGAGCAGCAUGAGUAGUCGCCGGAGCUUGAAGCCGCCGCCGAGUCCACAUUAUGGGAUUCUGAGGGGCAUGGAGAUUGGGGCGAGGCAGGAGGGGGUAAGCCAGCAUUUGGGGAUGUUGCCGGGGAGUGCGGCAGUGGGUGUGGCUUUUUAAAUUAUAUUCCUUUGGGGAAGGACGGUUAUAGAAUCGGGGGUGGGGCUGGGACGGGUUUUACAGGACAACGGUAUCGGAUGCUAUUGUAUGGUAUGGGACAGGCAGGGCAGAGAGAUCGGAAAGGAAGGAUGGAUAGGGUUCUCUUCUCGAGCGCAGCGGCAUAUACCCUCCGCUCGAUGUCCUCCCGGACAGCGGACGCCGCUGCGCUUUCUUGUUGUUCGCUUCCUUUGUGGAAUUACCUUGUAGAUAGCUCGCAUCCCUGUUAAUGGAAUUAGAGAGGAG